Molecule: messenger RNA, 1797 nt
Organism: Paramecium sonneborni
Lineage: Eukaryota; Ciliophora; Oligohymenophorea; Peniculida; Parameciidae
Source: the annotation of a GenBank genome assembly
AUGAGUGAAGCUUCGUCUCCAAUAAGAGAAGGCUCAUAUAAACUAAGAACCCAUUCUAAUUGCAAUUUUAUGUUCUCUCGUUCAUUGAUACAGCCUUAUUCUGAAGUAUAUAAAUUUAAUAUUGCAAGCGUCUCUAAUUUUAAUGUGAUAACGCAAUGUUGUUGAAAUGUGAAGACCUUUAUUAAUCCAUUCCAUUAAUAGGUUUACUAUCUAAACCACAUUGCAAAUUAUCUGAUGGGAUGGUAUUAAAAGAAAAUUUUAUGUUUAGAUAAUUUACUAUUAAGUAAAGAAGUAUAGUUUUUUUUAAGAAAUAUUUAAUUCAAACAGAUUGAAGAAUGAUAUGGAGUAAAUUUAUCACGUAAAUUAAAACAUUUAAAUUAGUUGUGUACAAAACUUUAAUUAGAAAUUUUUAAGCAAGGAAUGGUAAUUUUAAGAGAGGGUGCAAUUUCAAAUGAUAAAAUGUACUUAAUAAUUGAAGGAAGGGUGCUUAUAUUUAAAUAACAAAAUUCAAUAAAAAGACAAUUAUUAAAAGUGUAAAAGACAGUACAAAACACUGAAUUAUAGUUUGAAAUUUUAUAGAACUUCAUCUAAAUCUAUGGAAAUUUAAUAAAUGAUUUAAAUCCAGGAAAUUAUUUUGGAGAAAAAGCAUUAAUGGAAAAUAAUAAAGAUGCUUAAAGAACAGCUACUUGUAUAGCUGACACGGAUACUUAUUUAAUAUCAUUAAAUAGAAAUGAAUUUUUUGAAGUCUUGGGAUCAUUUAAAAAAGAUGCUGAAUUUAAAAGAGAGGUUUUUUAAUCUGUAAUUCCAUAUUUUGAUAAAAUUACAUCAACUUUGAUGGUAGAAAGUCUAAUGUACAGUUUUUAUGAAGAAAUUAAAUCAAGAGAUGAAACAGUUACUUAAGAAGGAGAUUAAGCUAGUAAUCUUUACAUUUUGUAUGAAGGAGAAGUUGCAAUAAUGAAAAAACAUGAAAAUCACUAAAUGUUAUUAUGCAGUUUACAUAAUUAAUAAGUUAUAGGAGAGGAAUCACUAUUUUAAGAUAAAUAUUAUUAUACAGUAGUUGUUCAUAGUUAGGAAGCAAAAUUUUUUAAGAUUAGUGCUUAAUCAUUUUUAUUAAAAGGAUCAUCAUAAUGUGUGAAAGGAUUGAAGAACAUGAUGGAAAAGAAAUAAUUAGCUAGAACUUAACUAUUUGAAACAAUAAUUAAAAAGAGUAUUGAGCAUAGGGAGACCACUAAGAAAUUAAUCAGAGAUAGGAAUUAAAGUAAUUAGGAAGAAAAUUGUAAAAAGUAGUAUUAUGGAAUAACUAAUCGAUUUUAAGUGAAAUAAGAGACAAUGAUUAACAAAGGAAACAUGUCAAGCAAUUAAACUAAUUAAAGUGUGAAUGCUUAAAAUAGUAUAAAGCAAAUUCCAAAGUGUUUAGAAGAUUACGCUUUGUUUUAGGUGAAAUUUGAAGAAAAUAAGUAAAAAAGAAAUUGUUUUAAACAAUCAAUAUAAUAUUAAUAACUAUAAUAAAAGUUGGGAAUAAAUUAAAAGACUGAGGGUAGUUCUCCAACAAAAUAUGAUGUAGAACAGAAUAAGGAUUUCUCAUCUAGAACUGAUUCAAUCUAUACGAUGAAUAAUAAAAAUUCUUUAAGUUCUAGAACUAAAAGUAGUUUAAUACAAAACUUUCUUUAGUUUAACACUGUAGAUGUGAUGAAAAAGAAGUUAACAAAUUAAAAGAAAAACUAUCUAAUUAAGUCUAUGAAACAAAUGAAAGAUUUGUAAUUAAUAAAAAUAAGAUGUUAAACUCUUGAAUAAUGA